Cinara cedri is the source of this 178-nucleotide messenger RNA. The record is from the annotation of a GenBank genome assembly. NCBI's taxonomy places the organism in Eukaryota, Metazoa, Arthropoda, Insecta, Hemiptera, Aphididae.
AUGUCCGAUUCUUUGUUUGUGUUAUUGAUUGCAAUGCAUGGAUUAUUGGGCGUGAGUAUGCCGGACAAACAGAUAUCGUUUGAGGUGGACGAAAGUAUCCGCGAAGCCAGGGUCUUGAUGCUGGAACCGCGGGAACCCGGUCAAUCGAAAGCCGUGUUCGAGCGAUCGACGGCUCCCG